CUUCGCAGUCGUUCGGGAGCACGGGACCCUCCUGGCUUCCCGCUGCCACCGAGUCACGACGUGUAAUUCCUAAAUAAAUAAUCGUCACAUCACCGCCAACCUCAGCCGCCGAUCCAAGCGCCAGUCGAUAAGAUAUAGCCCGCGUACAAACACUUAAACUUUGUAAUGAAAAUGUGAAAACUCGCGAACGAGAUAUGUCGAAAUCUUUGGAUGAUAUACCUAAGAAGUACGCGGAAGAGGAGUCAAACAUGGACGAGGACAGUGAAGAACCAGAAGGAUGCUACCGAAGAAUGAUUGUUUGGUUGCGGAUCAAUCCGAAUCUCAUAAUGUUGAAAGUGACUUUAUUUGUGAUGUACGGGGCAACGGCGUCUCUCUUGCCUUAUUUGACAAUACACAUGCAGAGUAUAGGUCUAACUGUGCCAGAAAUUUCUUUUGUGUAUUUAGCAUUACCAUUUACUACAUUUUUAAGUCCACCUAUAACAGGUUUUCUAGUCGAUCGCUUCGGAGAGUACAAACCAGUAGUAAUUACAGCCCUCAUAUUGAACGCAGCUUUUCACCAUUCGCUGCUUUUGAUUCCACAUCAAGAGACUCCAGGAGUGAUGCCGUCAGCUUACGUUAUGCGACAUCCUAUUAAAAGGAGCGUUGAGAUUUGGUGGAGUCCAUGUCCUAGUAGAGAAUGUCCUGAUGAGGAUGAACAAGUGGACUUCGUUCUUGACAGAUGUGUUGACCACUGCAUGUUAUCAAGACCCACUGAGAGACCAUCGAGUGAUCCAGCUGAUGAUAAAGACGAUCUCGAUUUUCAUAUUUCACACAAGAUUCAUCCACCGAAUCUUUCCAACACCAGUUUCCUUAAUAUUACUGAUGAUGACGAAGAUUAUAAUGAUGCAGCAUUCUUUUUGAUAGAAGUACACGACGAUUUAGGCGAACCAAAAGAACAACUUGGAAUCGAAAUGGAAAGGGACGACAAUGAUACAGUAACAGAUUUCAGAUCAAGGUUUGGCGAGAAACUUCUCCUUGCUCAAGGAGUAAAUAUUACCGCGCUUGAUAAGGAAGAUUUGAGAUGUGGCGGUCUCGUGAUGCUGCACAAUAUGACCAAACUUUCGCAACAGCGUCUUGAAACCUUAUCAGCUGACUGCAUGGUGCAAAAAUGUGACUUUAGGAAAGGUGGCCCGGAUAUAUGUCCCCCAGAUUACAAGGAGAGCGAUGAUAAAACAUUUUACAUUUACUUCUUUCUACGUUUCAUGGGAACUAUUAUGUUAUCAGCCGGGGUAACGAUUAUGGAUCCAAUAGCUUUAACGAUGAUUCAAAAAUAUGGUGGUGAUUUUGGCAGAGAGAGAUUGUUUUCAAGUAUUGGGAUGGCAAUUUUCUCCCCUAUAACUGGCAUGCUCAUAGAUAUGAGAAGUAAACAAGUCGGCUACACGGACUAUUCAGCAGCUUUCUAUACUUAUGACGUAUUGUUGUUGAUAUCAGCCAUCACCGUCGCUGUGAUGCCCCUCGGAGCGAAGUUGCCAGCUGAUAAUUUGCUACACGAUUUAGUGAACAUAAUUAAAAUGCCCCACAUAAUUAUAUUCAUAUUUUUCCUUUUCGCUCUUGGAAAUUUUUGGGGCUUCAUUGAAUCGUAUCUCUUUUUAUAUUUAAAGGAACUCGGAGCACCCAACUUUUUACUCGGUAUAACGGUGACUGUGGGCACUUUGAGCAGUAUUCCCUUCCUGUACGGAGCUGACGCCAUCACCUCCCGCAUCGGCCACGUCAACGUCAUCAUCGUGGCCUUCUUCUCCCACGCAGCCAGACUAGUUGGUUAUUCGUUUAUAGAAAAUUCCUGGUGGUGUUUUCCUUUUGAAGCGAUGGAGUCACUGUCUGUCCAUUUGAUGUGGGUCGCCGCUGCUACGUACUGCGCGAUGUUGGCACCCAAAAGCUUAUUAGCCACAUUGAUAGGUGUCCUCGGAAUGGCACAUUUUAGCUUGGGUCGAGGAAGCGGCAGUUUUGGAGGAGGUCUACUGAUUGCUUCUUUGGGGACCAGAGAAGCGUUCCGUUAUAUGGGACUUAUAGCAUUCCUGGGCGGAGUUCUAUAUGGUCUUCUGCACUAUUUCUGGCUUAGAAAAAUCAACAUGAAGACUAUUCAUGACGUCUCUGAUCCAGAUACUGAAAGUGGCGAAGGAGACAAAUUGAAUGGCGAACCUCUACGCAAAGAUGCUGGUACUAUGGUGUCUUUGGAGAGACUCCAUAUAAUUACUCGCUUCAACCCCUUAGGUUCCUUACAUUCAUUAUCCAGAGGCUCUAGAGCAAGGCUUUCACAAGGUGAUAUAAACGAAUUGUGCCGUAGCCGUAGCGGGAGUAACAGCCAGAGACGCUGUAGCAAUAUUGAAAUAUCUCCCAAAACGCCACAAGGUUCCGCAUCUAAAGUUGAUCUCUUGAGAUCUGCGUUGGAGAUCAACCAUCACCAAGGCAGAGGGCAUAUAUCUAACCCUGUCCUGUCCAGUCAGAAUAGACCGACGCACCAAUAUAAGCUAGCAAACAGCGCCCCCAAGCUAACCCAACGCAACAACAUAUCCCAACCGGCGCUCUCCGAGUACGAUCGCCGGAGAGACUCCAUACCCGAGGAAGCUGAAGAGGACCGCCUCGCAUCGACACCGAAGCCCGCGAAGACAAAGAGUGACCACAUACCACCCCCACCCACUUACGACGAAGCUACGAGAGAAAAACGGAAAAGUUGGCACUCCGAUGAUAGCACGCCGACUUAGUCACGACGAAGGGAGUCUUAAUGCAAAUUUUUAAUUAGAUAUUUUAAAUACGUAAAUAUAACAUUUUUAAUAGUAACUAUUUGGUUUUAUAUCGAUGUGUUAAUUUUGGAAGAUCUUUUU
This is a messenger RNA of Vanessa tameamea, 2861 nucleotides long. RefSeq lists its product as uncharacterized. The record is from RefSeq and is a predicted model, not a curated record. Gene Ontology annotation, cellular component: membrane. Bases 195 to 2741 code for a protein of 848 amino acids. The transcript has 13 exons. Lineage: Eukaryota; Metazoa; Arthropoda; Insecta; Lepidoptera; Nymphalidae.